AAAAGUCCCCAACUAACACUCCAAACAAAAACAGCGAAAGAGAGAAGAAAGCUUUCGUUUCAAAGAUUUUUUUUUGUUUUUUGUUUUUUCAUUCGUUCGUUACCCUCCAGAAUGAAACCCCAUAACCCCUUUUCUCCUUCCCCUGCGUAGAAGCCCUAGUCGUUUUCUCUCCCUGUUUCUUUCCUUCCCACAGAUCAGCUGGGAGGGUUUCAUCAGCACUUCUAACUGCCUUUCACAACUUGGAUGUGGAAGAUAGAUUUCUUGCUAAAGGUUUCAAAAUCUUUGCUCGUGAUAAAAUGGAAAUAAAAAUGUUUCAUCAAACUGUCCAGAUUCACUCCAAAAAUUGCUGAUUUGUUAUACAAGAAAAGAUCUUUUGAAACGCUUCAAGGAAAAGAAGAAACUGGCUUCAUCCAAGUGUAAAAUGUCUGAGCAACCACCAAAGUCCAGCAAGAAAAUUUUGAAGGGUCAGGAACAAAAGAAAUCGUCUUCUAGUCCCAAGGAUCAUCUUUCAAGAAAGCAGCAGAGGAAAGGGGAAAACCCCGUCCGAAUACCACCAUCCACAGAGCAGUGUUCAGAUUUUAAAUGUUCAAAUUCAUGGAUCUGCAAAAAUUCUGCUUGUCGAGCUUCUAUUUCAAUAGAUGACACAUUCUGUAAGAGGUGCUCUUGCUGUAUUUGUCACUUGUUUGAUGAUAAUAAGGAUCCAAGUCUUUGGUUGGAAUGUGCUUCAGAGUCUGGUCAGGGAGAAUCAUGUGGAUUAACUUGCCACAUUGAGUGUGCCAUCCAACGAGGGAAGGUAGGGGUUGUUGAUCUUGGACAACUAAUGCAGCUAGAUGGGAGCUAUUGUUGCGCUUCGUGUGGUAAAGUUUCUGGAAUACUGGGGUUUUGGAAGAAACAACUUAGCAUAGCAAAGGAUGCUCGCCGUGUUGAUGUCCUCUGUUAUAGAAUAUACUUGUGUUACAGGCUCCUUGAUGGGACUUCUAGAUUUAGAGAGCUACAUGAAAUCAUUAAAGAAGCCAAGGCAAAAUUGGAAACAGAGGUUGGCCCCGUGAAUGGAGUUUCAGCCAAGAUGGCCCGGGGCAUUGUUAGCAGACUUUCUGUUGCAGUUGAUGUCCAAUUGCUUUGCUCUCAAGCUAUUGAGAAAGCAGAUGAAUGGCUAGCUACAAAGUCCUGUGCUGCCCCUAACCUCGGAGAGGGUUCACGGCCAGCAGCCUGCAAGUUCCUUUUCGAGGAAGUGACAUCUUCUUCAGCUGUUAUUGUGCUGAUAGAGCUAUCCACUGCAUCGUCAGAAGAUGUCAAAGGCUACAAGCUCUGGUACUGUAGGAAUAGAGAAGACGUUUACACCAAAGAGCCACUUUGUGUCUUUCCAAGAAGUCAGAGAAGGGUUUUGAUAUCUAAUUUACUUCCCUGCACAGAAUACUGCUUUAGGAUUGUAUCAUAUACAGAGGCAGGUGACUUGGGACACUCCGAGGCUAAGUGUUUCACAAAGAGUGUUGAGAUAUUGAAUAGAAACUUGAGCCCAACUGAUAGAAAUCACGGGAAGGGGAAUCUAGACACUGGAGGAAGCUCUAGUGCAAAUGCAGACCACAAGGCUAUAACAGCAGUGGAGUCGGAUUCUGGGUUCAAGGUCCGUGACCUUGGAAAAAUCUUAAGGCUAGCCUGGGCUCAACAGCAAGGCUGCUCGGAGGGGUUCUGUGGAGAAGAAAUAGAAAAGUUUUGUGAAUGCAACAAUGUUAAACCUAACAACACCGUACAAGAGGACCAUAAACCUUCUGCUUCUCGGCAGCUUGACUUAAAUGUUGCUUCAGUUCCUGAUUUGAAUGAAGAGUUAACCCCUCCUAUUGACUCUUCUAGGGAUGAAGAUAACGGGUGCACGAUUGGGCAAACCGUUGAGGCAGAUGAUGCUGUCUCUCAUGACAACGAGAGAAAUGGUGUUGCCGGGUCACAUGGGAGCGGUGACUCCCAAAAUUGGAACCACACGCAGACAGGAGACGUGACAGUAGUCGAUUCUAAGGUGGAAGGACGGAAGAAGAGGGCAGCUAGCACCAACGGUGAGACACAUGACUCUGAUAGCACUCUGAUAAAUGGAUCACCGAUCCAAAUUCAGAAUGGUUCAGGGUGCUUUGACGAAAACUUUGAGUACUGUGUAAAGAUUAUACGCUGGCUGGAAUGCGAGGGUCACAUAAAGAAGGACUUCAGAUUAAAGUUGCUUACUUGGUUUAGUUUGAGAUCAACAGAGCAGGAAAGGCGGGUGGUGAACACCUUCAUUCAAACUCUCAUGGAUGAUCCGGGUAGCUUAGCAGGACAAUUGAUUGAUUCUUUUUCGGACAUCAUAUCCUGCAAGAGGCCUCGCAAUGGCUUUUGCAGUAGGCUCUGGCAUUAAAGGUGCAACACAGAAUUUGAAACUUAGUAGUUUUAACAUUUAUUUUGACGAAUUGUUGCAGAAAAUCUUGCCCAUUCUCUGUGUACAGGCAAUAUUUUUUGUGAAGUUGCUAGUGAAGUGAUUCAUUGGUAGUGGACAGGCAGGCCUGUGUAGCUCAGCCUAUAAAACAUUUGGAUUCAAGAAAGCUUUUUACUUUUGUGUAGGAAGAAUUGACUCUCUCCCUCCUGAGGGGAGAGAAUUUAGAUUCAAGAAAGCUUUACCACUUGUAGGAAACCAUUUCUUGUUUCUCUGAAAGCAGCCAAAACUAAAACAUUACUCAUUUGAGUAUUCAUUUGGAUAAUACAUCAUUGUGUUAGUUACA
Molecule: messenger RNA, 2741 nt
Organism: Ipomoea triloba (trilobed morning glory)
Lineage: Eukaryota; Viridiplantae; Streptophyta; Magnoliopsida; Solanales; Convolvulaceae
Product: VIN3-like protein 1
Exons: 5
Coding region: 422-2380 (652 amino acids)
Biological process (GO): vernalization response; epigenetic regulation of gene expression
Molecular function (GO): protein binding
Source: RefSeq, a predicted model, not a curated record